Phycomyces blakesleeanus NRRL 1555(-) is the source of this 228-nucleotide messenger RNA. RefSeq lists its product as hypothetical. The coding region runs from base 1 to 228 and encodes 75 amino acids. The transcript has 2 exons. NCBI's taxonomy places the organism in Eukaryota, Fungi, Mucoromycota, Mucoromycetes, Mucorales, Phycomycetaceae. The record is from RefSeq and is a predicted model, not a curated record.
AUGGACUAUUUUUACAAACCACAUCGUACUACUCCCCAUGAUACUUAUGAUUCACCCUCGCCCGCACUCCCACCCGUGAUGGAAGAACGCAAGACAGGUUGGGUACGAAUCCAGUUCAAGAAAACGAAGCCUAUCGAGACGCCACUACCAGACGCCACUACCAGACAAGUCUAUAGAGAUGAGACGACAGUAGAGGAACAGCUUUUUGGACUAGUAAAACUUGACUGA